ACUUGACCUCCACAUGUCACCACUCAAAUCUUAAAAUCACUAGGCUCCGAUGUUUCUCUCUUCAUCAUCUUGGCGUUAACUGCAUUUUCACUUGUCUAUUUUCCUCCCCCGACUCUUGCCCCUUGAGGGGCCCUUUCCCCCGGUCGGAGUAACGCCGUGCCAAUCUAGUGGCUGGUCCUGGUCCAACCUGACGGCCAUCAUCCAGCCCCCUCUCCUCCCUUCCUCCCUUCCUCCAACCAUUCCCUUCGUGUCACGAUGGGUAACUCCCAGACCAAGGAAUCACGAGCCGGCACGCCGCAUCGUCAACAAUGGUCAUCUUCCGAUGCCUCCGGCAGCGGCCGGGUCGUCUAUCAAAACCCUCGAUCGGGCAGAAGCAGUCGACCUGACUUGUCUAUUCUCGGGAUCGGGAGCAGUCAUAGAGAUAGAGAUGACCGUGACGUGGCCUCACUGGAACACCGGCGCGAAACCAAACAGGAGCGGGAGGCUCGUCGCCUGGAGAAGGAACGACUGGCUCGUGUGAAGGAGCGCGAGCGCAGUAUGAAAGAGGAACAUGUGGAUGGAGGUUAUUUGGUUACCCAGGGUGUCUAUGUGGGCACGGAGGACUUCAAUAAGGUGGUCGUUCGACAACUGAUGAUUGAGCGAAGAAUGGCUCCUUUCUGGAGAGGACUGAAUGACUUCUCAGAAUCAUGGGCCGAGCAUCAAAUCAUGGCCGCAGCCCGCGGCAUGACUAUUCCCCCGCCCGAUGAGAUUCCCCCAGAGUUGGAGUACACGCCACCCAAGGCUAGUGACACGAAGGCGGAGGUGAACAUCCAGCACCUUACAGUGCCCAUCACCUCCCGGUCGCAGUCGCUUAAUUCCGAUGUCUCGCAAACCUCCAACCCUAGCCAGUCAUUACCAUCGGGGAUAGCCUCCGGUACAUCCACGUCACCAUUCUUCCGCACUCGCGCAAAGACUCUUGCAGCCCUGACUUCCUCAAGACAUGGCUCACAGACAGAUCUGACUCCUCGGGAACUGCAGCUUCCCAAGGAUCCAUUUGUCAACGGCCAGCCAAUUGAGGUCUAUCUUUACAAGGAUGGGACCGAAUGUCCGAUCUGCUUCCUGUUCUACCCUCCGUAUCUGAACCGAACUCGAUGCUGUGACCAGCCCAUCUGCUCCGAGUGCUUUGUUCAGAUCAAGCGCCCGGAUCCGCAUCCCCCAGAGCACGAGCAGCCUGAUGCCAAUGCUCCGGCUCCGGCUGAAGGCGAACAACCAGCAGCAGCUGAAUCGACCGACGGCCAAUUGGUCUCUGAGCCCUCCGCUUGUCCAUUCUGCGUCCAACCCGAAUUUGGAGUCACCUACGCCCCGCCACCCUUCCGCCGAGGCCUGACCUAUGCCGCCGACCUGAGUGUUCGCCCCUCACCCAACAUCAUCUCCCCUGUUUCCUCCACCUCGUCCCUGGUCUCUGCACAUGCUCUCCCCACGCAUGGCCGCCGCCGUGCCACGUCCUUAUCUGCGACCGACCCCAGUGUCGUCACGACAGACAAGGUUCGUCCAGAUUGGGCGCAAAAAUUAGCAAAUGCCCGCGCACAUGCGGCACGUCGGUCGGCCGCGGCGACUGCUUUACACACCGCGGCCUAUUUGAUGAAUACCAACCCUUCCGGAAGUGACUCGCGCGGUAUCGGUCUGAGUCGGAGAGGUCUGCGGAGAGCUACACAGGGGGACGCCGGCCGGACCGGAUCUCCCGCACUCAAUGCGCUUGCAUUUUUGACUGAACGACCUGAUCGAACGCCACCUCGUGUGUCUGCACCAGAUACGGAUUCUGCGGAGGAAGGACAAGGAACCAUUGCGCCACCACGAGACAGCUCGCGACGCAGCCGCAUCGAUGACCUGGAGGAGAUGAUGAUGAUGGAGGCGAUUCGGUUGAGUCUGGCUAGCGAGGAAGACCGCAGGAGACGAGAAGAGAAGGAAAUUCGGAAGGAAGCUAAGAGAAGGGAAAAGGAGAAGGAGAAGGAGGCGAAGAAGGCCGAUAAAGCAGCUCGCAAGACUGGAUUGUACAGCAACAAUGCUAGCACGUCGGCGUUAUCUACAUCCGUUGAAGGUGUCGUGGGCAAAGCGAGCAGCUCUUCUUCCAUUGCUGAAGAGGGUCCGUCGGCAGGCAAGGGAAAGGCCGUUGAUCGUGCGACUCCGUCGGCUGCUGUGGAAACGGCCCCAGCUGCUUCAUCAAUCACCUCUAGUCCGGCCGAUCAAUCUUUGGCCCCGCCUGAUCUGUCGGCCACUGCCGAGCCAUCGAAACCAUCUCAUCUCCGACAUGUGUCGAGCGCAUCGUCAUCAAUAUCGUCCAUCAUGGAAGCCAAUUCUGGGGAGCGUACCGCCGACGGGAGCAGUGCUUCUCUUGAACCGUUGUUCAACUUUCGGAGUUUAGCUGCCGUGAUUGGCGACGAUGAAAAGGGUCAUGAGUCGGAGCAUAUCGAGGACACUACGCACCGGGCCGAGGGCUCGUCAAGUGCCACCCCAUCUGUUCACCAGCUGUCAGCUGAUGUGGCUCGAGACAGUGACCCUACCAAGUCCGAGAAACCCCCCGUCGUGAAGGAACCCGUGGAAGUGCAGGAUAGCCCUGGUGGCAUCUUGCCUAAGGAGCUCGAGACUCGAUCUGUGGAGAUUACCAACGAAGCGAACACCGAGGCGACCUCAUGACCACGAUCAUCGGGGUCUUCUCUUCUCUCAUUGCCAUCAUUUUCAUUUGUUCUCGUUAGAAAUCUGUCAUCAGACAUGGAUUGAGCCGGCGUCGCAGGGAAGGAUUAAUUUUUUUUGAUUGUUGGCGGAGGGAGGUGGUGACUUUUCCCUUUCGUUUUCGGGCACCAUUCGCUCGUUCGUUCAUUUGUCACUUUCCAUCCAUAACACGCAUUUUCCUUCUUGUCUCCAUCUUCUUUCAUUCUGUCUAUGAUAGAGAUGUGAUUGACACUCCCCUUUACCCUCUCAUUGUCUCGGUCUUUCGAGGGGAGUACUUGGUUUCUAUCUGUCUCCCACUUCAGCGUGCUUGGUGCCCUCGUUACUAUGUAUUUUUCCACCACAGUUAACUAGUAGCCCUUCUGUGGCUGUUCUAUAUUUCUGCCUGACAUCACGUAACCCGUUGGUUCCUUGACAUUCUAUCUUGCAUUAUCAUCAGCCUGUUAAUAGAUUGUAGUACAGG
Molecule: messenger RNA, 3169 nt
Organism: Penicillium subrubescens
Lineage: Eukaryota; Fungi; Ascomycota; Eurotiomycetes; Eurotiales; Aspergillaceae
Gene: sip5
Product: Sip5p
Exons: 2
Coding region: 256-2673 (805 amino acids)
Cellular component (GO): cytoplasm
Source: RefSeq, a predicted model, not a curated record